Dromiciops gliroides (monito del monte) is the source of this 2447-nucleotide messenger RNA. It is a transcript of the gene GDPD1, whose product is annotated as glycerophosphodiester phosphodiesterase domain containing 1. The record is from RefSeq and is a predicted model, not a curated record. Gene Ontology annotation, molecular function: phosphoric diester hydrolase activity; phosphatidylcholine lysophospholipase A1 activity. The coding region runs from base 165 to 1001 and encodes 278 amino acids. Gene Ontology annotation, cellular component: endoplasmic reticulum membrane. Gene Ontology annotation, biological process: N-acylethanolamine metabolic process; glycerophospholipid catabolic process. The transcript has 11 exons. Lineage: Eukaryota; Metazoa; Chordata; Mammalia; Microbiotheria; Microbiotheriidae.
UUAGAGCCCGGGCUCCGGCUGGGGGCGAGCAGACCUCGAGCAGCCGACGGAGCUGCCGGGUCUCUUGUUGGUGCUGCUGCCUUCGCCGCCUAGCUCGCAGGGCCGCGGGGUAGGGGCGAGGGCCAUACUGGGAGGGGACGGCCCUCUCCACCCAAGCGUCUGCGAUGUCGUCCUCGGCGGCGAUUUACCUGUUGUCCACCCUGGGGGGCUAUGUGGUGACCUCGUUCCUGCUGCUCAAGUACCCGACCCUGCUGCACCAGAGGAAGAAGCAGCGAUUCCUCAGUAAACACAUCUCACACCGUGGAGGUGCUGGAGAGAACUUGGAGAACACAAUGGCAGCCUUUCGGCAUGCUGUUAAUAUGGGAACUGAUAUGUUGGAACUGGACUGCCAUAUUACAAAAGAUGAACAAGUGGUGGUGUCUCAUGAUGGGAAUCUGAAGAGAUCAACUGGAAUAAAUGUAAACAUCUCUGACCUGAAGUAUUGUGAACUCCCACCUUACCUUGGCAAAUUGGAGGUAACAUUUCAAAAAGGAAGCCAAAGUGAGGGAGAAGACAAACGCAUUCCAUUACUAAAGGAAGUUUUUGAGGCCUUUCCUCACACUCCAGUAAACAUUGAUAUCAAAGUCAACAACAAUCUGCUGAUUAAGAAGGUUUCAGAGUUGGUAACUCAGUACAAACGAGAACACUUGACAGUGUGGGGCAAUGCCAAAUAUGAAAUUGUAGAAAAGUGUCACAAAGAGAAUUCAGAUAUCCCCAUUCUCUUCAGUCUACAACGUGUUCUGCUCAUUCUUGGCCUGUUCUACACUGGCCUCUUGCCCUUUGUGCCCAUCUGUGAGCAGUUUUUUGAAAUUCCAAUGCCUUCUAUAAUAUUGAAACUGAAGGAACCACAGAGCAUAUCAAGAAGUCAAAAGUUUCUCAUCUGGCUGGCUGACAGGUUGCUAAUGAGGAAAGCCUUAUUUGACCACCUCACUGCCCGAGGCAUUCAGGGCAAUGAGGGUUAAGUGACUUGCCCAGGGUCACACAGCUAGUAUAUGUUUGGGUACUAAAUGAAGAACAUGAAUACAAAAAAGCUUUUGAUUUGGGAGCAACUGGGGUGAUGACAGACUAUCCAACAAAGCUUAAGGAAUUUUUACACAAUUAUGCAUAAGUCAACAUAAAAAAGGCAUUCGAAGAAGACUAAGGAAUAUUCUUUUUUUCAGCACCACAUAAAUAAGCCGUUUCUAGAAUGGUAAAAGAUGUAAUCAAUUGAGUUUCAUUACCUCAUUUUUAAGCCUGAUUCACAGUGUAGAAACUAUAAUGUAUAUUUAUUUUAAAGUAUAUUCCAGAUUUUAUGUUUGUACAUGGUUUGUUUAGAAAGCUAACAUUGAUUGGGAUAGGGCAGGUAGAAGAUGAAUAGGGGAUCAAGAUUUCUGCAUUCUACCUAUUGUGGAUCAAGAUUUCUGCAUUCUAUCUAUUGCAAGCAAUUUGCAAAUCACAGACUAACACUAAUGGACUUGGUAAAAUCCUGGACUUUGAAGGAUCUUGACAUUCACUGGGCUGAGAACAGUUAAUCAGCAAAACUAAAUUAUUGGAAAACUUCAGUCAUUCUUUUUAUUUCUGGUCAUAUUGCUAGCCUGCACUGUGAAAAAGAAACCAGUAGAAGGAGCAGUCAAAAAAACAAACACAACAGUGAUGUAGUUGUCUGACAAGACAAGAUCAGUAGUGAGUCUCAUAGAAGUAAUUGGAAAUACCACCACUUGACCAGAAACAAAAUCUGUAGACUGAAUUAAUUUUUCUUUGGCUGUUGUUAUAUACUUUUGUUAAUAAGAAUGUUAGAGACUAAUCUUUGAAGUCUUUUGGGGUGUGUGUGUGUGUGUGUGUGUGUGUGUGUGUGUGUGUACACAUAUGUACGUACCAUCAACUCUGUGGCUAACUUUGUUUUCAUUGUAAACAUUGCAAAGUAGACUUGUAGGUUAUUAUUGAGACUAGAGCCUCUCAAGAAACGGAAGAUUACAAUUUGUAAAAAGGCCUAAUUGUAUUUUGUAGGCCUGUUUCUGGAUGUACAAAACCACUUUGAUUCUUCAGCAUCUUCAUUAUGUUAAAGAAAGUGACAUCAUUGUUUCCAUACUUUUGGAUAACUCCACCUGAUCUGUAUCCACUGUUUUGCUAACCAAGUAGUCCCUUUUGAGUGUUAGCUGGAAAGAAGAUUUCCCAACAUUCUAAGACUCCCUCUCUCAGCCUUUCUUCUAUAACUAUGUGUAAAUCUAUUCCUAAUCCUUUUGAGUAUUUGUCACAGUUGGGGUCUCUGACCAUUGGUCAGCAGUAGACCAUGCUCUACAAUAGGGCAGGUGAGAUCUCAGACACUUGUCAUUUGUAAACCAUUUUCUCAUGAAGGAUAAUCACUCUCUCCCAUGAGGGUAAAAAUAGCAUUUUUUUUUUUGGAACAGAAAUAAAGUUUUCCAAGGACA